Molecule: messenger RNA, 10268 nt
Organism: Acanthoscelides obtectus
Lineage: Eukaryota; Metazoa; Arthropoda; Insecta; Coleoptera; Chrysomelidae
Source: the annotation of a GenBank genome assembly
CCUUGAGAUUUUGUGAAUUCCCAAUAAAUUUAUAGAUACUGAUGAAAAAAUACCAAUCUGGCAACCCUGCUCUAUUGCUUUUCAUCUUCGUCUUGGGGAAGGGGAACUUCUGAAUUAUUUUGGAUUUUUUGGGUGUAUUGUAAUUAUUCAGAUAAUUUUUUUCCAUAAAAAUGAUUGUUAAGCUCAACAACGGAUAAAAAGAGAUGAGAUAUCAAAAAUAAAUAAAUCCUAAAAAUUAGAUGAUGUUCAAAACUACGAAACACCGCCCUUCAAGAGCUUGAUGCUAAAAAUGGGUUGCAUUAGCAGCAGAAUAGAUAUCAAUGACAGACACCCAAAUAUCUUCCAAGUAACAAAUGUUGAUGACCAAGGCAAACCUAUUAGUCCUGGCAAGUUGCAAGUUACAGACAUUGAACUGGUAUUCUAUCAGAAGGGCAAAAAACCUACCAAGUGGCCCCUAAGGUCAUUAAGGAAGUAUGGCUUUGACACUGAGAUGUUCAGCUUUGAGUGUGGAAGGAGAUGCCCCACUGGUCAUGGAAUUUAUGCAUUCAAAUGCAAAAAAGCUGAACAGUUAUUCAAUAUUGUCCAUCGGUAUAUUACAGGUAAUGUGCCAAACGAAGACCCCACGGGCGUAGACCACGCCUCGAAUAGUCUACCACCUCAGCCGACAGCAAGACGACCCCCAUUCCAAACGACCGAGAGUGGGGGCUACUUGAACCCCUCUGGUGUUCCAGUUCCUGUGAUAUCACGGCCUACGCCAACGGGCCAACAGGCCAGUCGACCAGGCUCAGUUAGCAGUAGCAAUGGCCCAUUGAGCCCUAGCGAAGUCGUUAGUGUUGAACAUAAUAAUAACAAGAGGAAUAGUGUGGAACCUGCUUAUACUAACAGUGUUGUGAUUGAAAAUGGCCUGGCUACUCCCCUUUACGCAAAUCUAUCUGUAGAAGCAACCGAACCAGUUGGCCAUGUUUACAUGAACAUUGAAACGAAUAAUACCAAAGAUAUUACCAAAGAAGAUGAAGCAGAGCGAUGCUAUGCGAACAUCGAUACAAAAUACGUUGAAAUAUUGCGUCCAUCACCAGAUACUCAAUUAGGUAGCGCCCCAACGACACCAACGAUACUAUACGCUACGGAUCCAUCUGCAGAGCCCGUCCGCGAGGUCAACUAUGCUGAGCUCGAUCUUGACAACGGCGAGCCCUGCUCGCCUCCACCUGCCCUUAGCACUGGGGGCCCUGAAUCCAGCCCCAAGGUACCAAAGAAGAGCUACGCCAUGAUCGACUUCCAGAAGACGACAGCGCUCUCGCAUUCUAUAAACCCCAUGAUGACUGAGGAUGAAGGUAGCAGGAAAACCAGGCACAACUCGACGAUCAACUACAACGGCUUGGAGUGAAAACAUGAGAUACGUGUAUUGUGAUUUUUUUAUUUAGGGAUGUUUUACUCAAUAAGGUAGGUGUAUUUUCGGCCCUUAGUUGUAGGUGAAGUGGCUACAGAGCGAGCAACAUGCGCAGUACAAGAGGAAAAGAUUUGAUUGGUGUCAAAAAAUCAAAAGCAGAAAAGUAUAAUAAAUCCUAGGAGAUAACGCUAUAUACGGGAGGUCAACGUUAAAUAUUUCCAAAUGGAAAGAAAUUUAGGAAUCUAUAAUUGGCCACUAAAUGAAUCCACUAACGUUUCGACUACUGCAGUGGCUUUUUUAAAUGUAUAACUGAAAAUGAUAUAUGUUUAUCUGUCUUUGAUGAAACCACAGGAUAAGUUACAGGUAUUAAAUUAACCAAAAAAAUUUGUUGGAAUAAGCUAAGCUAUGUUUUUACUAGGUUGAAAUGCAGUGCUGACAAAUGGUUGAUACGGAAACUUGUUUAACAAAAGAAUUGUUGAUUUUUUUGUCACCGCGUAAUAUUACUUACUACUAUUUUAAUAUUAUUAAAAUAUUCCCCUAGAGGCCAAUUCUUGAAAAUGAAGGAAUAGAACAAUUAAUAAAAAGUGUACGUGUUUAUAUUUCUGAUCAGUCAUCAUUUGCUACGACGCUUUUCUUUAGAAAUUAUUUUUUUACUAAAUGGGAUGUUGAUAUCUCCACAACAGCGGAAUUUCUUCUUCGGCAUAAAGUGCCAUAGUAUUCUGUAAUAUGUCGCGGGACAUAAAGCGAUCCAUUUUCCUAGUUAUUUUCAGUAUCGGGCCCAUUCCAGGCCUGGAAAAACACCCCCAGAUCAUAACACUGCCACCACCAUGCUUUUCUUCUUACAAACGAUCUUCCAUCAGCACCAAAUAUUUUAAAUUUGCUUUCGUCACUCCAAAGCACCGUACCCUAGUUUUUAGGUGUCCAAUUUAAAUGUCUUUGAGCAAACUGAAGUCUGACAUUCGAUUCUUUUUGGACAGUAACGGUUUUUCCAAAAAACCCAACUUCACAUAGACGUCUUCUCACAGUACAGGCCGUUAUUCUGUCUUGAAAUAUUGACGAAUGUCUGCAUAUGCGGAUCAGCUAUCGAAAUUCUUUUAAUGGCCUUGUCAACUUGACAACUUUAAGUCGCAACUCUUCCGUCAAAUACUUAUUCUUGUCCAUUAUUAAUAGGGUGCUGGUUAUAGCAGUGGUACAUCAAAACUAAUCCAAUGAUGUUAAAUAUGCAACAAUGCUGAUACGAAAAAACUUUCCAUACAUUAUUCCAAGAAAUAAACAAAAAAAAAACGCAAUUAAGGUAGGAAUGUCUAUGGCAUAAAAAGUAAGCAUGUAAAAAUAUGUGAUAACUAAGCUGGCAUAAAAAAUGAACGACACAAUUUAUUGUUGUAUACGAGGCGAGCUGGAAAAAUGUUUGAAGUAAAAAUGUUUCCAUACUGUAACUGAUCUCUCCCCGGGUCAUUCUUGUCCAUCCCUAGAGACGAUUUUUACCAUGUGGUGAAACAUUUAAUGAUAUGAAAAUGAUUUGAACUCGGGAACAUUUUUUGACUUCUCAAUCGGUCUUGAAUACUUUUGAAAAAUUUGAAAAUAAAUACUUGUUCAAAGCCAAAGAGAGAUAAUGCCCCAAUCAGCACUCAAUCCUCAAAGAACUUCCAUAAAUGUGACCCUUAUAGGCCCGAUUUUGUUAUUGACCCGCGGGAGACAAAAUUUGUUACUGGGGAGUAAAUUCGAGUAAUCGGAAGUGGUUUUUGAGGUUAUGGGUGUAAUGAUCCUCUAAUGCCCGUAUUAAAUAAAAAUUAUUUGCUGCGCUCGUAUAUUUUCGAGCAGUAUAGUAUAUGUAACAACUUUUUUUGGUAAUUUCAGAUUUGUGACGUCACACGUCGCGUUCAGACAAACGAAAAUAUUUCUACAGGGCACAACUUUGAAAGUGUAUAACUUGUUUAUUUUUAGAGAUAAAUCGAUAAUUUUUUCACACUCUUGUUUCAUUUUUAUAAAGUUUUCAUUUCAACUGAUAAAAAAUGGUGAAAUUCUCUAUUCCUUAAUGAGGCACUGUAUACAGUUUUCAAUGAGUCAGAGCCAGGCAACCAUCAUGGUUACAUGGCAUCCAAUUAAGUGCACAUCUGCUAGUCAGACGUUCACUGGGUUAUUAUUUGAACAAACCUAUAUAAUGCCAAAACAAACUGACAAAAUGACAACUUGUUUACUAUACCCCUUUCGUAGUCCAUUUACUCCCAGACAAAACACAACACGCCCAAAAGGGAGAUUGUACAGGUCCGUGUUUUCCUCAAUGGUCUUGGAAUAAUCUAACAAAACAAAUCAUUAUUUUUAUAGACAGAAGUGCACAUCCUUUUCACAAUUCUUUAUUCGCUGAAGGUACUUGAACCCUCGUCCGAAUGGUUAAUAUUAAUUAUUACAGGUUCAAUUUGAAUAUCGAUCAUAUUGUCCAGAUCCUACAUUUUUGUUUCGUUUGUCGGCAAUGUUUCCAAUGGUUUGCCGCCACUCUGUUGAUAGCUUCUUAAAACAAACUUUUGAAGUCAGAAAGUUCUGCUUUGACUUUAUUUUCAUUGAAACUAUUUUGAUAGGAGCCAUUGUUGAAUUUCUGCCUUUCUUGUGGACAUUGUGGGAAUUUUUUCUAGUUUUCUAGUGUGGUAUGAAGUACAAUGACGGCAUUGUCGUCAAGCGUUUCUUCAAACCAUCUUUCAAAUGAACUCCCGUCCAUUUGUUCAUGGUAGUCGGGCGUUUUCUUUGACUCAAAUGCCCAUAGGGCAGUGGGCACAAAGCCAUCUUCACUCCCUCUGGCCUAGCUUGCCCCUUAAUUAUAUUAUGUAAUUUUUUUUAAAUUCUUGUUAUUUUUGGUUAUGGUGCUGUUCAUUGCACAACUGUUAGCCUGGCAAAUAACAUUGUGACUAUUAUAAGUUGAAGUGUUACCUACAUGUGCAAUUUGGUAAUCUCCAAUUUUAUCUGUCUUUUAUCUUCUAUUGUUAUAGCACGUUCUGGCUUGACUGUAUAUUCAGUAUCAAAAUUGGUUACCACUAAUGGUAUAUUUUUAAUGCCAGCAAUAUCUAUAUUUUGCAAAGUAACAAUAGGGUUGUUAAGGUUCAUCCUUUGUCUGUUUGUAACAUUUUUGCAUGUAGUUUCUAUUGUGACUUCCCAUAUUUCAGAUUCUCUUUUGUAGCCUGGGUACCUUGGUCCAAUGCCUUGCACCCACCAAUGAGUGUACACACAAGAUGUUUGGUGCCAGCAUCAUGUGUCACAAGUAAAUCCUUGUACACUCUUAAGUGCAACAUUGAACCUGUCUCCAAUUUUCUCUUUGUAACAUCCACCAUUCCAACACUCUCCCAUGUCCUCACAAUUAGAAUAUGAUGCCUUUUCACUGGUAUAAUACAUUAUAUUAUAUCUAUUUUUAACUCUUGAUUCUACUAAUUUUAUUUUAAAUAUUUCUCCUUCAUAAUCUUGUAGGCAUAUUAUUCCACCUGUUUUAGCUGUAAAUAAGCUGGCACUUACGUCAGUAGAUACACUGGCCUUACAGACUAGUCCUUUGCCUUGUAAGCAUAAAGUUUCAUCACAUCCUUCUGUCUGGGGCAACACACUAGUAGCAGCCAGUGCUAGAGUUCCUAAUGUUAGUAUUGGCGUUGGUGAUCUAGUCCUGUUACUUGUCACACUAUUUCUCCUGGUCGGUUCUUCUGCCACUCUAUUGAGGUAACUUGAUUUGGCCAUAUAUUGGAUGGAUAAUAGACUUUAUCUAUGAUAGAAUCAUCACUCCCAAAGUCGAAAAAUUCAUCUCCACUUAUAACAUAACUUGUUCCAGGAUUAUUUGUUUGUUCUCCAUCGUCUGAUAACUCUGCUUCAACAAUUUCAAUUUUAUUUUCAGGUAUAUUUGUUUAUGUACCAGGAUUUGUGGGCACUGCUCCAGUAUUUUGUAGAUCUUUAGUUAUUUUCAUAAUUUUUUUAACGCGAGAAGAAAACAUUUUUGAUGAGUGAACCCAAUACACAACUUCACUCGCUCGCAUUCGGUACACAAAUGACGGCGUAACAGGAUCAGACACGUUUGUUCGUAGGUCUCCAGAGACCUAUAACGCUCUCCACUAAUUAUUUUGAUAUGUCUGUGCGCUGUAGGUCUGCGGAGACCGAUAUAGUUUUUAUACAAGUUCUCACGAUCUUAUAGCUACAUGUCUCGCAUUUAUAACUUGUAUAUUAAGUGAAAUAUGCAUUCCGCACCAAAACGGAAAUUUGAAAAAACAGCUCCGUAUCAAAAUGAAGUUUGAUAACGGUCUCGGGAGACCGAUAUAGCACGUUAAUAAUGUUGAAAAUUGUCUUUCAAUAUCAUGAAUUUUCAUUUCAGGUUGCUCUAAAAUUUUGCUCUUAUAAAUGUGUUUUUUGUUUGGCUUUAGGACCAAGCCAUGCAGCCAGAAACUAGGUUGGUAUUGUAAAUAUCUAAUUAUGGACAAACACACGACGUCACAACAUCCAUGGCGAAGGCGAGAUUCGAACUCGCGGUCCGGCCGACACUGACCCACGCGGCCAGCCGAGGUCCCCUUAUAAAUGUUAAGGACCAUUUCUUUUACCUGAAUAUUCAAAUGUCCCCUCUUGUCACGUUUUCUGGGAGGAGACAUCACUGGAGAGGAAGCAUGGCUGAAGGAAGCAUUGGGAGAAAUAUUCUCAGUUUCAUCUGCUGUAUCCGUAGACGACAUGCGUAUAAACACACGCUAUGUGUGGACCGAAUAUGAACAGCAACUGCCGGCGAUACCCCGAGCCUGAGUUCUAUCCUGUCGAACGGUGCACUUGUUCGUAGUGUUAUGGCCGGAUGACCAAUAGCUAUUGCAACGCUUAGGCGGCUGCCGCUUUGCAUCUUUGUUGUGCCGGGGCGUAAAUGUACUACGAAUAGGGUAUAGGUAGCGGAUAGUGUGCAAAUACUUCAUUCCGCGCCUGCUACAAAUGCGCAUGAAGUGAACGACAUCUAGUUCUUGAUUGGCACCUUAUAGGAAAACCUACAUAAUAUCAUAAAAAGCUUCAUUACAUACAUAAUGUCACUUUUCAAGUUACGUAUUACCUCUGCUACCGAUCGAAUCUUUUUCAGUAUCAAGGCAUCUUGCUCGCGCUGUUCAGCCAAUAAAUUCGGUCUUUUUGUUGGUAUUGUACAAUGGUUUGAAUGGCACUAUUUUUAGUGUAGUUCGUCACAUAUCUCUUCAGGAGUUGAAAAUACACGGUAGGAUGUGCACAUACAGUGCUUUUCCAGGAGCUCCCCCGUACCUAUUUUUUUAACGGGUCAAGUAAGCAAGCCGUACUUCAUAACGCUGAAAUUGAUGCAUCGAUACUAUUUUAUCGUAAAAGUGGCUGUCGACAAUUUCAAGAUGGCGGCUUGGCGCCAUUUUUGAUUUUUUUUAAUUAAAAUGGGAGUUCGUCUGCUACCUCAUUUUACGAUUACUUUACAACCCUAGAAUAUAAAAUCACUAUUUUUCAAAGUGCGGACUAGCAGACUAUCAAAACUGAGCAAUUUUGUAAAUUAAAUGGACAAAUAGUAAAAAAAAAACGUUUUAGUAUGGGGGGCAUCUAAAUCUGCAAUAAAAUACGGGACAUUCAGUUUAAAAAUUAUUGAAAGAUUUUCAGAUUUUUUUUAAUGGAAUGCUCCAUAUUUCAUUACAUAUUCAGAUAGACUUCUCCACAAGAAGAAGAUUGAUAUGACAUACUAUAGCUUGACAGCUUGCCAUUUUUAAGAGUGGUGAUUUCCAUUAACAAAAUUGUUCCAAAAUGGAACUCGCCAUCUUGGAAUUUUCAACUGUCACUUUCAUGCUAAAAUAUAGUAUCCGUGCAUCAGUAUCAUUACCCCCAAAUUUCAUCUUGCCAGUUUGACUCGCUCAAAAAAUUAGUAGAGGAAGACUUUUUUCAAAAACACUACAUGUUGUAUGUAUAUCAUACUGUAUACCAAUUCAUGGAACUUGGAUUCAUCCAAAUAAGGAGGGGAACCCUCAAUUAGUGAUUGGAUACGCACUAGGUCUUCAGUUUUAUCUAAAAACACCUUUUGCAAUGCAAACAUUUUUGUGUAUGUUGGAAUUUAUCACUAGAGUCUCCAUUACGUCAUACGUGACACCAAAUAACAGACGAUUAUGUAGUAACAUUUCAAAAUACCCCAUAUUGACAAGUAACAUACAAUUCUGAUGGAUCUGACGCUAGAUCUUUAGACAGAGUCGUAUUUAGUGUGGUCUUUUGAGCGCUAUAGAUUCAUGUUUACGGUUUUAUUUAAAAAAAGUUCCUCCGCACAUAAGAAAAAACGCUACAAUGCAAAACGGCUGCUAAUCAUUAUGACAUUUGACAUUAUGACAAGUCAGGAAAUUAUCACAUAGCUUUAACUUUUAAGACCGUACGCGGAAUGUUAUACGAUUUAGUUAAGCAGCAACAUAUGCUUGAAAUUUAAUUUUAUUCUAAACACAAAUUGCUUAUUUGACCAAUCGUUGGUGUAUUUGCUCUCCGCCUUAGCACCCGCUCAGCAACAAUAGAGAAAGGUAUACCCUAUUUCACGAGUAUCCAUCACGGUAAAAUGACAGCUGAUUUUCUAGUAAUAUUUCAAAAUUCCCCAUAUCGGCAAAGAACACAUAAUUCUGACGGAUCCGUCAAUGCCAGGUAGACAGAGCUAUAUUGUUUUGGUUUUUUUGUACGUUACAAAUUCAUGUUGUAUUUGCUAGAAGCUCAUUUAUUUAGAAAAAAUCAUUUGCAUACAAAAAACAAACCAGUUUUACUAGAGUUACACCCGAUUAAUUAUUGUCAACGUCGCAGACUAACAAAAAUCUCACUAGCCGAGGUGAACAGCUGAUCAGUAAGUGACAUUUUUGUGUUAAUCUGCGACGUUGGCAAUAAUGAAUCGGGUGUAAAUCUAGUAAAACGUUUGCUGCGGCGUUUUGUUUUUUGUAUGCAAAUGAACCUUUCUACAUAAAAGAGCUGUUAGCAAGUACAAAAUGAAUGUGUAACGUGCAGAAAACCAAAACAAAAUACAGCUCUGUCUACCUGGCGUUGACGGAUCCGCCAGAGUUAUGUGUACUGUGCCGAUAUGGAGAAUUUUGAGAUAUUACUAGAUAAGCGGCUGUCAUUCUACCGUGAUGGAUACUCGUGAAAUAGGGUAUAUAUGCUUCAAAUUUAAUCUAACCUCAAAUUGCUCAUUUGACCAAUCAUUGCUCUGUAUAUAACUCCCCCCUCUUAAUAUGUACAUGCCUGAGGUAUCGUCAUCAGUAUUGCGACAAAUAUGAUAAUGAGACUACUAAAAUAUAAUUGGUUUAAAGGUACAAACCCUCUUUAUGCCACCUUGAGUAUACAAUAUCAAAUGAAUUUCUUUGAAGCCUAAUAACUUGCAAAAAUAAUUUUUCGUAUAGCUUUUAAAAAUGUGAUUUGCCAUUUGAAGUGAUGCCACACACUCAUCAUGAAAGCCUUGAUUAUAUAAAAUGCAACGAAACUCAUGACAUUACAUGCUGAGUUUGAACACGUUUAAGGAUGCCCGUUAAUUUGCUCAAAAAGAUAUAUAAUUCAUAUAUUGCUCGGGUAGUUUCAUUAGCUAAAUAGAUAUAGUUUGAUCUCAUGUGUACAUUGUUAAAUAAGUAUGGACAUUUAUUUGUGUUCAGGUCAUAAGAACAGCAUGAAGUUUUAUUUAGUGUGAAUUCUGAAUGAUCUGUUUCAGAUUAUUUGCUUGUAUGGGCAAAACGCAAAUAUUUUGUUUUAGUCAAAUUAUAUAGCUAAAUUUAUAUCCCAAGAAGUUAUUUUAAUAUAAAUAAUAAUAAUUAAACUCGUUCCAAAGAUAUGUUGAUGUUAUUAAACGAAGACUUACUUUACCUACUUUGACGAAAAACAAUUUUUUUAAACGGAGAGACCUCAAAUAUUUUUUAGCCUGGUAUCAUUGGAACUGUUGAAGCAUUUUGUUACGUAUUUUAUUGAUACUUCUCGUAAAUGUUAUAUUGGUAGUAUAAAAUUACUCUUUUUACAGUUGUAAUGUUAGGUGUACAGUUUAGCUUUUUUUUAUUUACAAAGUAUUGUGAACAAAUUAUUAGUUUUCUCUGUAAAAUAUAGAAAUGUGUCAAGUUUUGCUCAGUUUCACAAUAAAAAAUCAAGCUUGAUGUGCAAUAUUUUUAGUACUUGCUGUUUAUAUAAAAUAUUACGUUUCUUAACGUCAUAUUCAAUAUUUUCAAAAUAUUUUGAUAUGCUUGUUUAUUGGAAGUGCUUAUGUAAGAUGAUAUGGCUUCAAAAGAUACGAUAAUUUUUUUGCUUAUAUGCUAGGUUAUUUUUGCCAUCUAGUAUAACUUGAGAAACUGUUAAUUUUAAAUUGAAGAUUAGCAUAACAUUAAUGAUUUUGCAUACUGACAUAAAUAAAUAAAUUCUUCACUAUUCAGGAUUUUCCAGAAUAUAUGACAAAUCUCUUGGAAUUAGAUAUAUAUAUCAAAAUAUGAUCUACUGUUUAUGUAAGAAAGGUUUUUCAUAUAAAUUACAUUUUUUUGUGUUCUAUUAGAAUCAAAGAUUUUGCUCAUAUGUUCUGAACCCCCUGAAUACCUAGCUACUGCUUGCAGAACUCAAAAACCCCUGUAUAUACUUAUGAGAGUACAAAGUACUAUGAGGCAGAAAUAUUUCAGAAUGCCCAACUUAUUGAGUAUAAUGUACAAAGGAUGAAGUACUUGAGCAAUUAAAUGUUUAUGACAAAGUAUGCCAAAGAUAUUGUUUUGUUGGAAGUGAUAAGUGUGUAUUUCAAGCCAAAUAUGAUAUGCCAACUAUGUUUUACCAAAGAUAUUUUUUUUAAACAGAACAUGUAAAGUAUCUGUUCAUUGUGUAGUAUAUGAAAUAUUUUUAUUAUACAGUUGUGCUGCUAUUAUAAGAGUAGUUGGAACAUAAAUAUUGUAUUUAAUUUUUAAUAAAG